Messenger RNA from Colossoma macropomum (tambaqui), 3030 nucleotides. RefSeq lists its product as uncharacterized. Lineage: Eukaryota; Metazoa; Chordata; Actinopteri; Characiformes; Serrasalmidae. The coding region runs from base 36 to 2387 and encodes 783 amino acids. The record is from RefSeq and is a predicted model, not a curated record. Gene Ontology annotation, cellular component: membrane. The transcript has 11 exons.
CCAGCAGCGCACACUGGAUUAACAUCCAACUGAACAUGGAUGCAAAGACCAGGAUGCUCACUUUAAUGCUUGUAGCCAGUGCUUUCGGGGCUUCGGUAUUAGCUGAUGGUUUAAAUAUAAGACUCGUCAAUGGUGAUGGCGUCUGCUCUGGUAGAGUGGAGGUCUAUUAUAACGGCCAGUGGGGAACAGUGUGUGAUGAUAACUGGGACAUGAAAGAUGUGGAGGUGGUUUGCAGAGAGAUGGGAUGUGACAGAGCGGUCAGAGCCACAGAAAGUGCCCACUUUGGUCAGGGAAGUGGCCCAAUACUUCUGGAUGAUGUUCGCUGUUCUGGAAGUGAAAGCUCCAUCACAGCAUGCAGUCAUAAUGGAUGGGGUAAACACAACUGUGGCCAUAGUGAAGAUGCUGGUGUCGUGUGCUCAGGCCGUAAUGAGAUCAGGCUGGUGAAUGGUAAGGGUCGCUGUUGUGGUAGAGUGGAGAUCCAGCACAAUCGCCAGUGGGGAACAGUGUGUGAUGAUAGCUGGGACAUGAAGGAUGCGGAGGUGGUGUGCAGACAGAUGGGAUGUGGCAGAGCAUUCAGUGCCCCUCAGAGUGCCCAAUUUGGUCAGGGAAGUGACCCAAUAUGGCUGGAUGAUGUUGGAUGUAAAGGAACUGAGAGGUACUUAACUCAGUGUUCACACAGAGGAUUUGGAAUGGAGGAUUGUGGACAUAAUGAAGAUGCUGGAGUUGUGUGCUUAGAUGACCAGAGUCCCUCACUCACCCUGACCUCAUCACACUCUGCUGUCUUGCCUGGAGAGGCUGUUCAGUUCAGAUGUGCCUUAACCAACCCAGUGUGCAUCUCUGUAAACUUCCAUUUGUACAGAAAUGGGGAAUCAAUAAAAACUCAAUCAGCUGAAUCUUCAACAACAUUUGAUUUGACUGUGGAUUCCUCACAUCGUGGUCAGUACAGCUGUGACUAUUCAUACCAGGGAAGUAGCUCCAGCACAUCCUCCAGAAGCAGCGCUAUUGAUAUCACUGUAGUCAUUUUACCCACUCCACGCAUCUCUCUCCACCCCACCAAGGAGGUCACAUGGGGAGGGAAGGUUGACAUCACCUGCUCUGUAAAAACCCGGUUCACAGGUGGAUCCUUCACUCUGAUACAGAACUCUGGGUCAUUUAGAGAGACCAAGAGUGGAACCUCCGUCACCUUCAGUUUACUAAAAGUGGACUUUGUUCAUGAGGGGUCUUACUACUGCCAGUACCAGACCAGAGUGUCCAGUCGUGAUUUCAGUUCUCCACAGAGCAGCUCUGUUCAUUUCUCUGUUGUUGUGAACUUGCUGCAGCCCAAUAUCUCCUUUAGUGAUCCUGAUGGAAGGUUCCACGGGGGGCCUCAGGGACCAGAGGUGACCAGGGGCCACAGCUUCUCCAUCAUCUGCUCCACCAAACCACAGUACCCAGGAGGCUCCUUCCACUUGGAGUUAAGUGGGUCCAGUAUCAGCAGCACUCAGUCAGCUGUUGACCACUCAACCACCUUCUUCUUUCCUGAGGCAGAUUUUGUCCACCAGGGAAACUACAGCUGUGUUUAUGAAUUAACUGUGUCUUCACGCACCUUUAACUCUCCUACCACUGAACUCUUGGCUGUCACUGUGAAAGUGAACUUGCUGCAGCCCAAUAUCUCCUUCAGUGCUCCUGAUGGGUGGUUCCACUGGUGGCUUCAAGGGUCAGAGGUGACCAGGGGCCACAGCUUCUCCAUCAACUGCUCCACUCAACCACAGUACCCAGGAGGCUCCUUCCACUUGGAGUUCAGUGGAUCCAGAAACAGAGCCCUGUUAGCUGUUAACCACUCAACCACCUUCUUCUUUGAUAAGGCAAAUUUUGUCCACCAGGGAAACUACAGCUGUGUUUAUGAAGUAAACGUGUCUUCAUGCACCUUUAACUCUCCUACCACUGAACUCUUAGAUGUCACUGUGAAAGUGUCACCAAUUCCCUUCAUCGGUUCUGGAGUGGCAGCAGGACUGUUACUCAUAUUAGUGCCAAUCAUUUUCUUUACAAAGAGAUGUAAAAAACAAAAAUAUCAGAUGGCUGUGGAGACGGAUCAUAGAGUUUGUGCCAAAAACAUAUAUGGGACUGCCAGAGGGAAGAAUGAGAUGGAUUAUGAAAAUGCCGAAACUAUUUUUCGCCAGAGAGAAGAUUCAGAUAAAUGUGACGUGAACUAUGUCAAUAUGGAGGGUAAUGUGGGGAAGAUGGCACUGGGCAAUGACUUUGCAGGGAACAAGAUGGACGAUGAUAAAGACGAAAAUGCAGCAGUCACCGUCCACCAGAGAAAGGAAUCGGAUGACCCUGAUGAGGGCUACAUUGACUUAGAAAAAAUGGCCAUGGACAUUCACUUUGAUGAUGAAAAAAUAUUGUGAAAACAUGGAGAAGUAUGGUAAAAAAUAUUUGUUAUCCAGUAUCACUUUAAUUAAGUGCGACUGAGGCAUUUAUAAAUCAUAAAAAAGGCCUUAAAAGUCACUCAUCACUGGGUACAAUGACAUCAGCCCAGUCUAAAGAGGUGGUUCUCUGCAGUGCUGGGUUUGCAAGGUCCUCAAAAAUUCCAAAUAAACUAGCUUACUUAACUUGUUCUUAAUAAAAGAAUUCUGUAUGAAUGAACGAACAGUAGAAUAUUUGCCAUGCGAUCUGACUGCAGUAGCCCUAUUUUGCCUGUAUUAUUUUAAAGACAAUUCAGUGUAAAUAGAGUUUUCUUUAAAUUAUUUAAAGUAUUCAAAUUUUGCAUGAUUUGCAAUUAACAUAUUACACUCACAUCUAAGAGAAGCGCAAGUUUGUGGAUCACAACCUCUCGGCACACUGGCAUUCACGGUGGAGAGGCACGUGGAGGUAAUCUGUCCAGUACAGCUGCAUUACUACUGUCUCAGUUUAGUUCACUUUCUGUGAUGAACGUUAGUUUUUGAUUCUGACUUGUUGUUAAAUAUGGAACUUAUAAGGAUUCAACAAGAAGAAAAGUCCAGUUUCCCACAUGAGAAAAGCAAAAUUUAGUCCAUACUUAAAUCCAUCAGU